CUCACAGCCACUACGAUUUCGACAGUCUUAGCCUACUCGGUGUGGCGAGUACAACACAAACGCUUUGAGGUACGGUACGCGUGCGCACGUUGUCGUCGGACGGUUAAAAGUUUUAGUACAUCGAUUUUAGAUUGAAUUGGUUUGGAUUUGAUUGUGCGCGUGUGAAGUAGUGUGUGCGUGAGCUCGAAUGUGGUUCGAGUGGAAGACGAGUAUAUGUACGAGUACAACGUUGCGAAGGAAGUCGAAUAGACAACGCAACGAAACAGAGAAGUGAUAAUUUCAAAUUUAAAGAUAACCAAUAAAAAAAUAUUAAAGAAAAUAAAUUUAAUAAAACGUGAUACGCUGUAAAUUAUUGCAAAGCAAAACAUAUAAAUAUCUACUAUAAUGUCCCAACAAGGAAGUGAAAAGAAAUAAAAUAAAUUGCACGCAAUAGCUACAACAACACUUAAAUAAUGAGCAACAAAUAAGACUUUAAAAUUCAACAACUACACAAAUAAUUUAUAUUUGGCAAAAUUACGUAAAAAUCAACAAGUCAAACAGCCAGCAGCAAAAGGAGCGGUCAACGAGUAGUGGGCAACCAAAAAUUGGCAGAGUAAAAGAAAAAUAUACAAAAAAAAUUUAAUAUACAAAAUUUAAAUAGUUACAACUGUCAAACAGCACAGACUGCAAAAUGAAGCCAUUCAUACAACUCGUCUAUGCGGCGCUGCAAAUAAUCACAAUCACCACAUUGGUCACACAUGGUGCACAAAUACCAACAGCCACGAAAGAUGCCUUGGCCGAACUCGAAGCGUCCGACUCCUCUCCCACAACGAAACCAAGCAUUGAACCCACAGUGCGAAUAAAGUGUUUGAGCGGUUCCAUGUUGAUAACCAUCAAAGAUGCGCCGUUAAAUCAUGAGACUGGCCUCUUUAGUGGCAUGAUUUAUCCAAAGGGACUGUCGAAAAAUUCGACUUGUCUCACAGAGUACAGGGACCAUGAAGGCCCAUUGCGUUAUAAGCUGCCGUUACGUAGUUGUAAUACAAUGCCACAAGAAACGGAUGACGGCGGCAUUGAGUUCUUCAAUACCAUUGUCCUGCAGCCGCAUUUGAAACUCAUCACCGAUGCGGGUCGUGGCUAUCAUGUGCGUUGCUCAUACAAGAGCCGUGAUGCGGCAACCAGUUCGCCAAGUAAGAAGCACACACAACGACGCAAAGCGAACAGUGGCAAGCAUGCGCAAAAGCCGCAAGCUUAUCGCAGCGCUGAGUCGGCCCCAGUGGGAGUGGGAGGUAGUGACCGUCGCGAUUAUGGACGCUCAUUGGAUAAGUAUCGUGCCACUGGCGAUGAAUUCGAUCAGGAAGAUGUGUUUGAAGAUGGCGAAGAUGCUGUGGACGAGGGUAAUGAGGAGAGUCUUAACGAGAUACCGAUGCCUGGCUGCCAUAUGAAAAUCUACAAUUCAGAGCAUAAAAUUGCUGAUGAUGUGAAAAUUGGCGAUCCGCUGACGAUUGUCAUCAGUAUUGACAAACAGGAGCUGUAUGGGCUACAUGUGACCGAUUGCAUUGUGCGCGAUGGCUUAGGUUGGGGCGAGCAGCGGCUGUUGGGCGAUGAUGGUUGCCCUAUGGAUAACGAAAUCAUGGGCCAAUUCAACUAUACUAGCGAUCAUUUGGCUGCCAAUGUUACCUUCCCAGCACACAAGUUCCCCUACACUACAUCCGUCUACUAUCAGUGCAAUGUGCAUUUGUGCGCCUUGCAGGAUCCCGAGUGCCAAUUGCCUCCUGCGUGCAGCGGCAAACGACCCAAACGACAAACUAACAACGACAACAAAGACGAAGACGGCCAACCGGCCACCAUCGAAGUCUACUCCGGUCUGUAUGUGAACGAGAAUGUGGAUGUGUCCGAGAGCGAUGAUGAUACAGUGCUCAAAGAACGUACACUUGAGGAUGCGUUGUGCGUUUCGCAGCGUACUUUUGCCAUUGCCAUAGCAAUCGCCGGUCUCAUAUUGAUGUUGGCCGUCGUUGCCGCCGUACUCUGCAUCAUGGCCCGAAGGAGCACGAAGAGUGUGUCGAAUUCGGGCAGCUCCAUUUACAGUGGUCCCUACACGAAUACAGCGUUCUCGCAUAGCAGCUAAAUGCAACGCAAAAUACCGCAACCCAACGCAAAUACCACACAACACAAAUGUAAACACGAAUGCACACACACACACACGAAUAGGAGCUAGAAAUUUUCGGUUAAAAAAUUUUUAUAUUGGAUUUUUACGCGGAUAAUUUUUUUUGAUUUUGUGUAUUUGUAAUUUAAAUUUCUUUUUUAAUUUUUGGUUUACACACACACUCAUAUAUGAACACUCAAAGUGUUUUAAAACAAACGAAAUGUUAAAGUAAGAGAAGUUUUGAAAAUUUCUUGUACACUGCCGCCGCAAAGAAGCGCAGUUUGUAGUAGUCAUUGUGUUUAGUUGUUAAGGUCACAAAGAUCACGUUAAGCGACGCAUAAGUGGAAAUAAAUAAUGCAAUAGUUUUUUGUGUAAAUGUGUUAAGGGCAAAGCAUAUAGGCAAGAAGAAAAAAUACUUACACACGGAAUACUUCAAAAAGUAAGCUCAAGCUAUGCUUAGUAAACGCAUAGGGAAUUCUGUGAGUUUUACUGUUUUCUUCUUCUUCUCCUUUUUGCUCUGCCCCAACUUGAGCUGCCUAUAAAUAUGCAAUUAAUUAAUUAAAAUAAUUAAUGUAUUAACUUUAAGUCUAUAGUAAGCCACGACACACGCUUCCUUUAGAGUCUUUAUAUCCUAUACCAGAUACACUUACGCACAUACACACAUGAACACUUAAUACAUACAAGCAGUCAGUAUAUGUAGAUAGCGUAGAUAUUACUGGGCAAUAAAAAUAUACAAUUAAAAUACGAAAAGUUAAGUGUAAAAGGUAAAAGUGUGAGUUAAAAAACAAAAAUAGUAAGCAAAUAUUUGCCCUUUAAUAUCGCAAAGGUAUAACACCUGAAAGUAUGCAACUUGUCAUAGCGCAUGCUCGCAGGUACCUUUGUUUAGCUGAUACAAGUAAAAGUACUCGUAAAACUUGAGAAUAUUUUUGGUGGUGGUCAAUUUAUUACAUUUAUGUAAUUUUAACGCUUGGUUGGCGCGCCACAUGCAAAGGGAAAAAUUUAGAAAUACUACAAUUUUUCUAUUAAGAAUUUGUACGAACAACGAACGCGCUCAACCUGCUCAGGUGAUACUAUUAACUAUUUAAUCUAAUAUAAAUUUAAAUUAUUAACCUAAUCCACUAAUAUUGGAAUUGAGUUAUAUUUGUUGUAUUGGAAAACCAAAGUUUAUCCAUUGCUACUUGAAACGAAAAUAAUUUUUGUAUUACUAUCUAACGUGAAAAAUAAAAUUAUAAAAACAAAAAAAAAUUGGAAAAAGUGAAAAAAUGAGAAGCAAUAUUGUAUUUACACUACGUACCAUCUUGUCAUUACAACUUAAACUUUAUUAUUUUAACUAUUUACUUUAAUUCUAACUUAAAACUAAACUAUCGAAUCAGAUUUAAAUCAAACUAAUUUAUUGGUUAAAAGAAAAUAGAUGAGAAGAGGAACAAAACUAAAACAGAAAGUUUAAGUCUAAAGCGUAUGCGUUUGAAAAAUUAUAAAUUGUAAAGUGUGUCGUUAUGGCGGGAAAAAACAAUUAAAAAUUACUUAUAAAAUAAAUAUAUGAAAGAAAUAAAGGCCCUUAAAAUGAA
Messenger RNA from Anastrepha obliqua, 3690 nucleotides. RefSeq lists its product as uncharacterized. The record is from RefSeq and is a predicted model, not a curated record. NCBI's taxonomy places the organism in Eukaryota, Metazoa, Arthropoda, Insecta, Diptera, Tephritidae. The transcript has 10 exons. The coding region runs from base 671 to 2104 and encodes 477 amino acids.